This is a messenger RNA of Eruca vesicaria subsp. sativa (arugula), 846 nucleotides long. The record is from the annotation of a GenBank genome assembly. NCBI's taxonomy places the organism in Eukaryota, Viridiplantae, Streptophyta, Magnoliopsida, Brassicales, Brassicaceae.
AUGGAAGAGUACGAGGGAAAUUCAAACUCUCCCGCUCAUGGAGAAGAUUUUGAUGUACGGAAAGGUCCAUGGACGGAGGACGAAGAUGCUAUUCUCAGCAACUUCAUCUCUAUCCAUGGUAAUGCUCGCUGGAACCACAUAGCUUGUUCCUCAGGGCUUAAGAGAACUGGAAAGAGUUGCAGAUUAAGAUGGGUUAACUACUUGAGUCCAGAUGUAAAAAGAGGCAACAUCACCCUCGAAGAACAAUUUACGAUCCUCAAACUCCAUUCUCUCUGGGGUAACAGGUGGUCCAAGAUUGCACAAUAUUUACCGGGAAGAACAGAUAAUGAAAUAAAAAAUUAUUGUAGAACUAGGGUGCAAAAACAAGCUAAACACCUUAGAUGUGAUGUUAAUAGCGAUCGUUUCAAGGAGACAAUGAGAAAUGUUUGGAUGCCUAGAUUAAUGGAAAGAAUAAACGCCCAAUCAACACCAGCCACAUGUGAGCCAGUGGAUUCAAUGAUCACCGACCCAGGUCAAUCUAUUGACACAAAGAAUCCGGUCAAACCUGGCUACGAUCAGUUUAACCCGAUUCAUUAUCAUAAGCAGUUCGUACCGGCACCAGAAUUGGCCCCAACGUCUUCGAAUACGCCAGCUGAGACGUUAUCUGACGUUCAAGGUACGGUAGUGAACGGGUUGGGUUAUGAUCCUGAGGUUCAAACGGGUUUCGGGGAGUGCAAUGAUUGGGACUCUGUUGGUAGAGACACCAUGUCGACCGAUGAUGAGAAUAUUUGGUUCUUGCUCGACCAGUUCUGCCACGGAACAAUAUCGAAUAAUAAUCAAGGAAAUAUAUAUGAUUACGAUAGAUAA